Messenger RNA from Xyrauchen texanus (razorback sucker), 1606 nucleotides. RefSeq names its product zinc finger protein 239-like. The coding region runs from base 333 to 1385 and encodes 350 amino acids. NCBI's taxonomy places the organism in Eukaryota, Metazoa, Chordata, Actinopteri, Cypriniformes, Catostomidae. Gene Ontology annotation, molecular function: RNA polymerase II cis-regulatory region sequence-specific DNA binding; DNA-binding transcription factor activity. The record is from RefSeq and is a predicted model, not a curated record. Gene Ontology annotation, biological process: regulation of transcription by RNA polymerase II. The transcript is spliced from 4 exons.
CGACAGUGGAGAGCGCGUUUGCGGCAGCAGUUUGAGAGAGCACAAAAACAAUCCGAAGAAGAGAGCGAUCAAACUACAAAAGCUGAAUGUGAUCCAAACUAGUUACAGAUUUAAAGAAGAGGUACAAAAAAGUUCCCCUCAAGAUCAUCUGAGAGAUCUGGUUCUUUGGGCCUCCAAACAUCACAGCAAUAACAAUUCACACCUUCAUUGAAGCCACUCCCACAACAAAUCACCAAUAAAUACUGUGAAUAUUCCCAUCAUCCUACACGAGAAGUUCUUCAGACCAGCAGGAAGAUCUCCAGGUGUAACAACUGAAAUCUGUGUGAUAUAAUAUGGAAAAGAUGGAGUUUGUUAAAGAGGAGAAAGAAGACAUGAGUUAUCUAGAGCCAUACAACAUAAAACAUGAAGAUACUGAGGAACAAAUAGACAUCAUAAAAGUGAAAGAAGAAACCCAAGAACUGAAUGAAGUGGUGGAGGAACAUCAGGAUCAGAAGCCUCAUCAUUUCUUAAGUGGAGAAAAAUCGUUUUUUAGUUGUGCAGAGACUGAAAAUAAUUUCUCACAAAACAAAACUCAGACAACAGAGGACAAAAACUCUUUCACCUGCACUCAGUGUGGAAAGAGUUUUAAACGUAAAGACAGUCUUAAAACACACUUAAGAAUCCACACGGAAGAGAAACCUUUUACCUGCUCUCAGUGUGGAAAGAGUUUUACACGUAAUCACGGCCUUAAAACACACUUAAGAAUUCACACUGGAGAAAAACCUUUUACAUGUCCUGAGUGUGGCAAGAGUUUUAAAUGGGCACCCACUUUGAAGUAUCAUCUACUCUCUCACUCUGGUCUAAAGUCUUUUCACUGUGAUCAGUGUGGUGAAAGUUUUAUUUCAGCAUCAGUUCUAAAAAAACAUCUGAAUGUUCAUGCAAAGCCAUACUUCUGUUUAUGUGGAAAGAAUUUUUCAUCUCCGAGCAUUUUGAAAGCACAUGAGAAUACACACACUGGUGUUAAAGAUCAUGUGUGCUCUGACUGUGGAAAGGGCUUCACUGUACCCAGCGAAUUAAAAAAACACCAGAGGAUUCAUACUGGAGAAAAACCUUACAAGUGCUCUCAAUGUGACAAAAGUUUCGUUCAGUCAGGACAAUUGAAAACACAUGAGAGAAUUCAUACUGGAGAGAAACCGCACAAGUGCUCACAUUGUGAUAAAAGUUUUGCUCUGCCGGCAUACCUGAAAACACAUGAGAGAGUUCAUACUGGAGAGAAACCGUACAAGUGCUCUCAAUGUGACAAAAGUUUCACUCAGUUAGGACAACUGAAAACACAUCAGAGAGUUCAAAUGUGUAGAACCAGUGCAGUCUAUGUAGGAGGAGUUUUUCAAGACUGCAGUAUCUAAUUAUUCACACAAACAAAAAAGUGUUUUUCAGUAAGCAAAUAUCGUAAGGAAUAAAGUUAAGCUUAAGCUACAACGAGUUGAAUGAAGAUUGUUUGUAUUAAACAGUUCUGUGCUCUUUUCAAAUUCAGCUGUGAUUUUCACAUUUAUCAAUUCUGAAUUUGUGUAUUUUGGUUUCCUAAAGCAUAUUUUAAACCAGGUUCAUUAACACCUGAGCUCUUUCU